AUGUUGGUUUCACCGUAUCUAACUAUUCGCACUGGACACGGAUUGACGUCCGUGUGUUACUUUGGUUCGCGGCUUGUAACGGGUAGCAGAAAUGGCGGGUUGUGCAGCUGGGAUUUAGAGUCCGGGAAUCGGUUGUCGUCGUCGCGUCCCAGAGCCGACCUGGUGUCGGUGUUGCCUCUGGUGCCACAUGGUAUCGUGCUCUCUUCUAGCUGUUCCCCGCAUUGCGGCAUCGUUGCUCUGCAGCACAAGGACGUGGUUUCGCUGUUUGACCUUAAACGUAGCGGUGUAGUUCACGAGUUCGCGAUGUGUCAUAGCACGUUCGCUCGUAUCCGUUGCUGUUACUCUGGCAUGCCGCUGCUGCUGUGCCCGUCCGGCUUGAACUCCAUCGUGUGCCAUGACCUUCGCGCCCCGUAUGAGAUCAAAGGGUCUUACAACGCCACAUACUCCAAUCAUGGACCCCAAAAGUCUAUAUCGUCGCAGCACGUCAUUGAAGUCCGUGCACCGGCAGUUGGCGAGGAUGUAGGGAGCCUGCAAAAUUUCGAGCCGUUGCCCUCGGUUUCCGAUCAUCAUGUGGCGGCUACGUAUGAAUCUGGCUUAGUGGCAGUGUUGGAUCUGCGCAAUCCUGCCAUUCCGGUUUCAACGCUAAAGCUAAAGGGCGUAGAAGCGCUUCCGUCGCUCGCUGCGUGGCGAGACGUCCUGCUUGUAGGGGACACCGAUGGCAACGUUUCACUGCUCCAUGCGUCGCUGUCAGACGGCCUGAUGUUGUUACGCAGCAAAAACUUGUACGAGUAUGACACUCUGUUACGUGGUGUGGGAUGCCUGCGUACCCGUGCAGAUGGCGCCAUCAGCCUUGCGUGUUGCUGGGACUACGGAAUCCGCGUUUUGGACACACACACACUGGAAGUGAGCGCAGCACUGAAUGCGCACCACGACACGAUACUCGACGCAGCCUUCGACGUCGUCACUGGCGACUUCGCCACCUGUGGCUUGGACGGGAACGCGCACAUAUGGAAGCUUUUUAGGAGCAGUUACGAGGGAGUUGAUGCAGUUUAG
Messenger RNA from Babesia bigemina, 1053 nucleotides. RefSeq lists its product as hypothetical. Gene Ontology annotation, molecular function: protein binding. The record is from RefSeq and is a predicted model, not a curated record. Bases 1 to 1053 code for a protein of 350 amino acids. NCBI's taxonomy places the organism in Eukaryota, Apicomplexa, Aconoidasida, Piroplasmida, Babesiidae. The transcript is spliced from 3 exons.